Molecule: messenger RNA, 1529 nt
Organism: Vigna angularis (adzuki bean)
Lineage: Eukaryota; Viridiplantae; Streptophyta; Magnoliopsida; Fabales; Fabaceae
Product: SEC12-like protein 2
Exons: 11
Coding region: 150-1382 (410 amino acids)
Biological process (GO): protein secretion
Cellular component (GO): endoplasmic reticulum membrane
Molecular function (GO): protein binding; guanyl-nucleotide exchange factor activity; GTPase activator activity
Source: RefSeq, a predicted model, not a curated record
CUUUGAUUAUUGAUGGGCGUUUGAAAGAUUGAAAAAGGUCUACCGUGUUAUCGAGGAUAGCAGAAAACGCUUUGACAAAACAAGCACCGCGACGCAGCUGAAUCAAAUUCACGCCAAAACAAAAAAGUUGAGAGAGAGAGAGAGAGAGAAUGGGGAAAAGACAAAUCCCAGACCCUCCCAACUUGAAGAAAUACGGCGUUCCAUUCUACUCCGUUGCUUGGAUUCCUCAACAUCUUAUCAAAUCGCGCCAAAUUCAAACUGCCGAUGAUUCCUCCGACUCCGAUCAUAACUCUGCGCUCUCCACCGAACCGGAGUCAGAGCCCGCGACUAAGGCGGAGUCGGAGCCUGCGUCGGUCACCGGUAACUACCUGCUGUUCACCGGUGGCGGUGGAGCAGGUCGCAGUGGUAUUCCUAAUGCUUUGGUGAUUGCGCACUUCGAUAUUGCAUCCAAUUCUCUCUCCAGCCAACCGGUGUUUAAGUUAGGAACUGAUUCCGAAUUGCCUUAUAGGAUGGCACUUCAAUCCCAGGGUGAUGGCCUUAUUUGUGCAAUGGAAACGCCAAAGGUUUGCAGAUGGUUUGACUGGGAUUAUCAAAACAAGAGCUCUGAAAUUCAUAAGUUGAGUCUGAAGAUGUCAGAUAAAGUGCUCACGCAGUUGGAGGAUGUUGGACAGCAAUUAGCAUUAGCAUUCAACAAGGAGGGUACUGCACUAGCUGCUGGUGGGGAGGAUGGAAAUAUAAGGGUUUUCAAGUGGCCUAGCAUGGAAGUUAUUCUCAACGAGUCUAAUGCUCAUUCUUCUGUGAAGGAUUUACAUUUCAGUUCUGAUGGUAAAUUACUUGCCUCUUUGGGAAGUGGUGGCCCCUGCAGAGUUUGGGACGUUUCUUCAUCAAUGGUCUUAUCUACUCUACCAAAUGAAAAUCGUGAAACUUUUAGCUCUUGCAGAUUUUCUCAAACAAAUGACAAGACUCAAGUCUUGUAUAUUGCUGCCAUGACAGAUAAAGGUGGAAGCAUCCUUACCUGGAAUACACAAACAUGGGAAAGGAUGGGCUCAAAGCAUAUUAUUCGUGAUGCAAUCUCUGCAUUUAAUGUCUCAGCUGAUGGAAAGAUUCUUGCAUGUGGAACACCUUCAGGAGACAUUGUAAUUGUAAAUUCAACAAAUAUGCGAAUUCAGACAAUGAUAAAAAAGGCUCACCUUGGCAUUGUAACUGCUUUAGCAUUCUCCCCUGAUUCAAGGGCUUUGGCUUCGGUAUCCAUGGAUUCAAGUGCAAGGGUAACAAUAAUUGAAGAGAAGAAGACAAAUGGAGGGCUGAGCUUGUGGAUUGCAGUAUUUAUCAUCCUACUUGCUAUUGCUGCUUACUUUCUCCAGCAAGGACUUGAAAAAUGAAGAAUUGAGCAGUUAUUCAUUACUUGCUCGCUAUUUUGAUGUUAUUUGUUAUGUAGCUUUUCAGUGAGAAAUACCCCAAAGGCACGGGUGUAGUCAAUAGUCCAUAAACUAAUAAAUAUUUGCCAUAAGGUGUGUGAUUACAUAUUA